AUGGGCCAUUAUACAGAAAACGAUUUUUACCUUAGCAAGUCAGCAACUCCCAAUGGGAUUGCAGAAAAUAAUGAAAAUGAGAAGAAAUGCUUAUGGGUUCCGGAUGAGGAGGUGACGAAUUGCUACAGCUGUAAUGUUUUUUUUAAUGUAAGGGUGAGAAAACACCAUUGUAGAGCUUGUGGAAAUGUGUUUUGUUCUAAUUGUUCAGACAAUAAAAUAAAAAUUAGCGAAUAUAGUUAUGCAGAAAAGGUUCGAGUCUGCGAUAGGUGUUUUAUGGAAAGAUCUUCUCCUCAAACUUUUCUGUUACAAGAAGAUUUAGGAGCAAGGAAACAAAUAAAUCAAGAUUUGAAGAAAGCAUUAAGUGAAAAAAUGGCUAUAGUAGAAAGAUUCAAAACAUUUUUAAUAGAAUUUGACAGUGAAAUAUUAAAUAAUAGUGGCAGUGCAGAGAAUACAAAUGAUGUCAUGUCUUUAUUAAAGAGAGGAGAAAAAGGAUUGAAAGAUCUAAAUGAUAAAAUAAAAAAUUAUGAUUGUAUUAUUGAAAAUCAAAAAAAAGAACUAGAACUAUUAAAAAGGGAAAAGGAACAAAAAACAGAACUUAACAAAAUAUUACAUUUAAGAAAUUAUGAAAUCCAACAAAAAAACAUGAACAUUAAAAAUCUUGUCAAAGAAAAAAAUGAAUUGACAUUAGUAAAAGAAGAAUCCGAAGGUAUUAUCCAUUCGUAUAAAAAACAAGUUCAAAAACUAAUCAUAAGAUGUAACCAAUUGGAAUUAGAGAAGAAAAGAAAUAAUUUGGCAGAUCAAACUAGCAAUUAUUCUUUUACAAACACCAGUUCACAGUCAUAUAUGAUGAAUUCAUAUAGAUUUCCCUCAAACGAGAUGAGCGUCUCAUAUACAGUUGCUCAGGGCCCUUCGGAUGACCUUGAGGACGAAACUUGUUGUAGAUACUGCCAAAGGAGGAUGUGUUCCAUUAUGUGA
Molecule: messenger RNA, 975 nt
Organism: Plasmodium gonderi
Lineage: Eukaryota; Apicomplexa; Aconoidasida; Haemosporida; Plasmodiidae
Product: FYVE and coiled-coil domain-containing protein
Exons: 1
Coding region: 1-975 (324 amino acids)
Molecular function (GO): metal ion binding
Source: RefSeq, a predicted model, not a curated record